This is a messenger RNA of Puntigrus tetrazona (Sumatra barb), 2804 nucleotides long. RefSeq names its product tripartite motif-containing protein 16-like. The record is from RefSeq and is a predicted model, not a curated record. Lineage: Eukaryota; Metazoa; Chordata; Actinopteri; Cypriniformes; Cyprinidae. Gene Ontology annotation, molecular function: zinc ion binding; protein binding.
UCAGAAAGGAGCCCGAUAAGUACACUCUACUUACUCAUUGAGAUGGCAGAUGCCAGUAUUAGGACAUCAGGUAAGGACGAGGCCAGCUGUCCAGUCUGUCGAGAUCUACUGAAAUAUCCAGUGACUUGUAACUGUGGUCAGAGUUUUUGUUCAGCGUGUGUUCUCAGUCUAAGCAGGGACAGUCCAAAGGGAUCCCACAGCUGUCCUCAGUGCGGAGAAAUGUUCACUCCGAAACCAUCCAUCAAGGUCAAUGAUCUGUUGGAGAAAAUGAAAAAAGUGGAGCUAUCUUCUUCGAACCAUCCUUCGGAUCCAAGCUAUGCCGGACCUGGAGAUGUGAAGUGUGAAGAAUGCACUGGAAGAAAACACAAAGCCGUCAAGUUUUGUUUAAUGUGUAGGGCUUCCUUCUGUGAAAGUCACCUAAUACCACACACCACAGUGCCCUUCCUGAAGAGACACAAGCUGAUCGAAGCCUCCCCAGACCUGCAGGAAAACUUCUGCUCCCAACAUGACAGACUCAAUGAGUUCUAUUGCCGUACAGACCAAAAAUGUAUUUGUGCUUCUUGUGCGCUGAAUGAACACAAAGAACAUGAUACUGUUGAAGCGGAAACGGAAAGGAUGGGAAAACAGACUGAGAUUGCAGAAAAGCAAAGAGAGGUAAAGCAAAGAAUUAAGGAAAAACAGAAAGAGCUGGAUGAGCUGAAACAGUCUGUAGAUACACUAAAGUGCUCUGCACAGGCUGCAUUAGAUGAAAAUGCGAGGAUCUUCACUCAGCUGAUCCACACCAUUGAGAAAACAUGCUCUGAGGUAGCAGAGCUCACCAGAGCUCAAGAAAAGAUGGAAUAUAAUCAAUUUUGGCAGCAGUAUGAGCAGCUGGAGCAGGAGAUCGCUGAGCUCUACAGGAGAGACACUGAGCUUCAGAAGCUGUUAAACACGGAUAAUAAUGUAUCAUUCCUACAGCAUUUCCAGUCUCUCUCUUCACUAUCUGCAUCUGUGGCCAGCGUAACUGUCAGUCAGCAUAUUAAACCCGAUCUUGUGAGGAAAUCUCUUUCUGAUCUCAAAUUGGAAUUGGAGAAAUUUGACAAGGAGGAGUACAGAAUUAUUUCAAAUGUUACAAAUUUUCAGAUGAGAUUUCCUUUUGAGACAGUAAACACUGAGGAUUUUCUUCGAUAUUAUCGGACGUUUACACUGGACACGAUGAGCUCAGAGUUUCUGAAAACAAGAGAGAAGCACUGUGCCGUGAGACAAUCCGACCGUAUGUUCAGCAUCCCAAGAGAUUUGAUUAUUGGCCCCAGGUGCUAUGCAAAGAAAGUAUCAGCUCUGGUGACUCUCAUCUCACUUGAUGACAUUUCUGAGUACGAGAGCUCUGAGGAUGAUAGCAGAGACUUCUCAGAUCUGUUUGUUGGUGACUUCAUUAUAGUGAAGUUCACCACCAAAUGCAGGAGCUAUCGUCACAUUGGCAUGGUUAAGAAACUAGAGGAUGACGAAGCGAGCCAUUCAACGCAGAGUACUAGUAUCUAUAAUGUUCCCGCGGUAACUGGAGUCGUAAAAGAGUGUUUUUUUAAUCCACAGAACCAGGUCGAGAAAAUGCAGAGAACAACCAAGCAGAAAAUCCAGAACAAACUGAAAGCAAUAGAGGAGCUGAAGCAGGUCAUGAACGCACUGAAGUGCUCUGCUCAGACAGCCGUGGAGCACAAUGAGAAGAUCUUCACCGAGCUCAUCUUCUCCAUUAAGAAGAGACAGCAUGAGGUGACACAGCUGAUCAGAGAUCAGGAGAGGACUGAAGUGAGUCGAGCCGAAGGACUCCUGAAACAGCUGGAGCAGGAGAUCGCUGAUCUCCAGAGGAAAGACACGGAGCUGGAUCAGCAUCCACACACAGAGCAACCUUUUCCUUUCGAGAAUCUCUCUGCUUCUUCUGAAUCUGAAUCGUCAUCCAGUAUGACUGUUAAUCGUAUUUCAUUUGAUGCACUGAGGAAGUCUCUGUCUGAUUUAAAACAACAUUUUGAAGAUUUUUGUCAGGAGAAGAUCAGUAAUAUCAUCUCUGUUGUGGCAAGAAUUCAGAUUUUACCAUUAACCAGCAAUCACUUUAAGCAAUAUUUUUGCAGCUUCACCCUUGAUCCCCACACAGCGAUUGAGCACAUCAUCCUCACUGAGAACAACCGACGGAUGACAUACCCUGAGCAUUUAGGGAUUUAUAAGUUCCCCUGCAAGGUGUUUUGCAGAGAGAGUGUGUUUGGACGUUGCUAUUGGGAGGUGGACUGGACCGGGACGUGUGUGCAUAUAUCAGUCUCAUAUAAAGAAACGAAUGGCAGAGGAAAGGGAUUAGUUGGUAUGUUUGGAAACAACGACACAUCUUGGAGUCUGCAGUGUUUUCCCAAGCCUGUUUUCUGGCAUAAGAGCAUUAAAACUGAGAUCCCAAGCCCUCUGUCCUCAAGGGUGGGUGUGUUUGUGGACUACAAAGCGGGAACUCUGUCUUUCUACAGUGUGUCUGAUACACUGACCCUCUUACACAGCGUACAGACCAUAUUUACUCAACCCCUGUAUCCUGGGUUUUGGUUCAGCGGAUCAGGUUCUGGAGAUCUCCUCAACUUAGACAACUCUGCGGCAAGCCCCAGUGUGUUCUCCUCAGUCAAACUGUGUGAUCCGUAAACAAAUAUUAUCUAAAAGCAGCCUUGCUUACAUACUUUACAUAUUUGCGAACUAUUAUAAAACAAAACAUUUAGAAAUUGUUUUUUUUUUCCCCUUCUAAACGUUGACCAUUCAGAAGAAUCUUAGCUGAACAAUAAAACAAGACAGCAAUAAUAACG